CGCGCGCCCAAAGCGCCCGCGUGGGGGCACCGGGGAAGCGGCGGCGGGCCGCGGCGCGGCGGGCGGGCGCGGGGGCUGCGGCAGGCCGCGGCAAUUCUGGAUAGCAAAUCCCUGUUUCUCGCGGCCCCUGCGCCCGCGUGCCGCGGCCCUGUGAAAAAGGGCCCCUCAAUCCCCCACAACCACCAAGAAAACAUUCCACCCCGCUAA
This is a messenger RNA of Monoraphidium neglectum, 207 nucleotides long. RefSeq lists its product as hypothetical. Lineage: Eukaryota; Viridiplantae; Chlorophyta; Chlorophyceae; Sphaeropleales; Selenastraceae. The annotation marks the transcript as partial. The transcript has a single exon. The record is from RefSeq and is a predicted model, not a curated record.